Knipowitschia caucasica is the source of this 1959-nucleotide messenger RNA. Lineage: Eukaryota; Metazoa; Chordata; Actinopteri; Gobiiformes; Gobiidae. The record is from the annotation of a GenBank genome assembly.
AUGCCUAACACAGAGUACCAGCUCUCACUCAGUACCAGCUCUCACUCAGUACCAGCUCUCAGUCAGUACCAGCCCUCACUCAGUACCAGCCCUCACUCAGUACCAGCCCUCACUCAGUACCAGCCCUCACUCAGUAUCAGCCCUCACUCAGUACCAGCCCUCACUCAGUACCAGCCCCCACUCAGUACCAGCCCUCACUCAGUACCAGCUCUCACUCAGUACCAGCUCUUACUCAGUACCAGCUCUCACUCAGUACCAGCCCUCACUCAGUACCAGCUCUCACUCAGUACCAGCCCUCACUCAGUACCAGCCCUCACUCAGUACCAGCUCUCACUCAGUACCAGCCCUCACUCAGUACCAGCUCUCACUCAGUACCAGCCCUCACUCAGUACCAGCCCUCACUCAGUACCAGCUCUCACUCAGUACCAGCUCUCACUCAGUACCAGCUCUCACUCAGUACCAGCCCUCACUCAGUACCAGCUCUCACUCAGUACCAGCUCUCAGUCAGUACCAGCCCUCACUCAGUACCAGCCCUCACUCAGUACCAGCCCUCACUCAGUACCAGCUCUCACUCAGUACCAGCUCUCAGUCAGUACCAGCCCUCACUCAGUACCAGCCCUCACUCAGUACCAGCUCUCACUCAGUACCAGCUCUCACUCAGUACCAGCUCUCACUCAGUACCAGCUCUCACUCAGUACCAGCUCUCACUCAGUACCAGCUCUCACUCAGUACCAGCCCUCACUCAGUACCAGCUCUCACUCAGUACCAGCUCUCAGUCAGUACCAGCCCUCACUCAGUACCAGCUCUCACUCAGUACCAGCCCUCACUCAGUACCAGCUCUCACUCAGUACCAGCCCUCACUCAGUACCAGCCCUCACUCAGUACCAGCCCUCACUCAGUACCAGCCCUCACUCAGUACCAGCCCUCACUCAGUACCAGCUCUCACUCAGUACCAGCCCUCACUCAGUACCAGCUCUCACUCAGUACCAGCUCUCACUCAGUACCAGCUCUCACUCAGUACCAGCUCUCACUCAGUACCAGCCCUCACUCAGUACCAGCUCUCACUCAGUACCAGCCCUCACUCAGUACCAGCUCUCACUCAGUACCAGCCCUCACUCAGUACCAGCUCUCACUCAGUACCAGCCCUCACUCAGUACCAGCUCUCACUCAUUACCAGCCCUCACUCAGUACCAGCCCUCACUCAGUACCAGCUCUCACUCAGUACCAGCUCUCACUCAGUACCAGCUCUCACUCAGUACCAGCCCUCACUCAGUACCAGCCCUCACUCAGUACCAGCUCUCACUCAGUACCAGCUCUCAGUCAGUACCAGCCCUCACUCAGUACCAGCCCUCACUCAGUACCAGCCCUCACUCAGUACCAGCCCUCACUCAGUACCAGCUCUCACUCAGUACCAGCUCUCAGUCAGUACCAGCCCUCACUCAGUACCAGCCCUCACUCAGUACCAGCCCUCACUCAGUACCAGCUCUCACUCAGUACCAGCUCUCACUCAGUACCAGCUCUCACUCAGUACCAGCUCUCACUCAGUACCAGCUCUCACUCAGUACCAGCCCUCACUCAGUACCAGCUCUCACUCAGUACCAGCUCUCAGUCAGUACCAGCCCUCACUCAGUACCAGCUCUCACUCAGUACCAGCCCUCACUCAGUACCAGCUCUCACUCAGUACCAGCUCUCAGUCAGUACCAGCCCUCACUCAGUAUCAGCUCUCACUCAGUACCAGCUCUCAGUCAGUACCAGCUCUCACUCAGUACCAGCCCUCACUCAGUACCAGCUCUCAGUCAGUACCAGCCCUCACUCAGUACCAGCCCUCACUCAGUACCAGCUCUCACUCAGUACCAGCUCUCACUCAGUACCAGCUCUCACUCAGUACCAGCCCUCACUCAGUACCAGCCCUCACUCAGCCAAUCAGUUCUCGAUGUAUCAACAACAUUAAUUUUUUAA